AUGGCUUACGCCUCGAGCAAAGUGGCCAAUAUUUACAUGACGAAUCACGGUGAGCGUCUUUACGGUGCCCAAGACCUUCAUGCCUACACACUUCACCCAGGCGCUUUCAUCAGCCCGAACCUGCAAAAGUUCUCCAAGGCGGAGACAGAGGCGCUCAGUCAGGGAGACGACAGACCAAAGAAGUAUAUGAUUUCUCAGGACCAGGCUUGCGCAACAACUAUUUAUGGCCCUGUCUCGGGUGAGAUAGAAGGUCGAGGAGGUUUGUAUCUGGAGGGAGCGUCUAAGUCGGGGCCUUGUCCUCCUGAUUCGGAUGCUGUUGAGUAUGGAUACGCAAGUUGGUCUCAAGAUAAGGCCAGGGAAGAAGAGCUAUGGGAAAAGAGCAAGAAGUGGACUGGCAUGUAG
This is a messenger RNA of Fusarium oxysporum Fo47, 402 nucleotides long. RefSeq lists its product as uncharacterized. Lineage: Eukaryota; Fungi; Ascomycota; Sordariomycetes; Hypocreales; Nectriaceae. The record is from RefSeq and is a predicted model, not a curated record. The transcript has a single exon. Bases 1 to 402 code for a protein of 133 amino acids.